This is a messenger RNA of Paralichthys olivaceus (Japanese flounder), 355 nucleotides long. Lineage: Eukaryota; Metazoa; Chordata; Actinopteri; Pleuronectiformes; Paralichthyidae. The record is from RefSeq and is a predicted model, not a curated record.
UCUCUGGCCUCAUGUCACAGUGUUAUUCAGGCUUUUGUCCUUCCUCGGCUGCCGUACACUGCUCGCCUCUGAUUGGUCCACAGCAGACACGAUCGUUUGGAAAACGUCCGCCGGAUCUAACAUCAAGAUGAGUCUGAGGAAACAGACCCCGAGUGACUUCCUGAAGCAGAUCAUCGGGAGACCGGUGGUCGUCAAGCUCAACUCAGGGGUCGAUUACAGAGGUGUGCUGGCCUGUCUGGAUGGUUACAUGAACAUCGCCAUCGAGCAGACAGAGGAGUACGUGAACGGGCAGCUCAAGAACAAGUAUGGAGAUGCUUUUCUCAGAGGAAACAAUGGUAAGAUCGAUUUAUAUUAA